Molecule: messenger RNA, 1146 nt
Organism: Protopolystoma xenopodis
Lineage: Eukaryota; Metazoa; Platyhelminthes; Monogenea; Polystomatidea; Polystomatidae
Source: the annotation of a GenBank genome assembly
GCCCGCCUUGACCACCGGGACCCAUUGCUCCUCCGUCACCGGGCGCCCCCUCCACCCGUCCAGUCGUCCACUUGUUCGUUCAUCGAUUCCCACAUCAGCCUUUCCCGGCUUGUCUGUCAGUCUGUCAGUCUGUCAGUGCGUCGGUCCAUGGGUGUGUCUCCAUCCGGCCGGCCUCGCCGUCCUCGCCGUUCUCGCCGUUCUCCAGACUUGACGUUAUUAUGUCAUUUCGCGCAGAGGUCAUGUCCGGACGGCCUGACUGGCAGACGCGACCGAGUUCAGCCGUUUCGCCCGUCGGGCCAGGUCAACAGAGCGCAUCUCGCCCGUCAGUUGGCCGGCCCGCUCCCCUCUACUCUCCUCCGCUCCCCUCCACUCCCCUCCACUCCGCUUUGCUCCCGGGCCAGGCCGGCCCGGGCAGUGCUCAAGAGGCGGCUUCGUCCCGCGCGAAACCAAAUCGUUCGAUCUCCACCAGAUCGGCCCAUUGACCUCGCCCCAAAACUCUUUGUCACUGCCACACUACUCUUCGUCUCAGUCUCUCUCUCCCCCUCUCCCUUUCACUCUGUCUGUCUGUGUGUUUAGCGUAGACUCUUUCUCUCUCCCUCCCUUCCUCCCUCAUUCCUCGAGAUCAUCGUUGCCUCAGUCCCGACUACUGAUUUCGCCUCGCUGGCCGUGUCUCUUUCUCUUAGACCCGCUCCUCUCAUAAUCGCUCUGAUACCUGACCCGUUAGGUUUUAAUCACCGCUUCACCCCACCCCCACCCCCCUUACCCCUCCUCUCCGACGACAUCCAACCCUUCUCUGCCUACCUCGCGGUCAAACCAUCUUUUCUCGAUUUCUUUUCCCGCAACAAGCCUGUCAGCCUGGCCGAGUCGUGUCUCUUCUCUAAGCCCCAUUUUCGUCUGCCUUCCCAUCCAGACAACCUUGAUGACAUAACUCUCAAUUGUGCAGCUCUUUACACCCCCGGCCGUGACUGCUGGUUCUGCCUCCCACAGGCCCUAACGACUUCUUUCAACUUUGCUAAUUUUCAACCAGAGGCCUUUUACUCACUUCUCCUGUCCAUUCAGUCAGAGGUUUGGCCUGACCUUUGGCGCUUUCGCCUGCUUGCGUCUCUGCUCGCCUCGGCCCCCUGCCCACCUCGUGCCCAGCAGUAA